Messenger RNA from Haliaeetus leucocephalus (bald eagle), 2759 nucleotides. It is a transcript of the gene VIPAS39, whose product is annotated as VPS33B interacting protein, apical-basolateral polarity regulator, spe-39 homolog. The coding region runs from base 60 to 1538 and encodes 492 amino acids. Gene Ontology annotation, cellular component: cytoplasm. The record is from RefSeq and is a predicted model, not a curated record. The transcript has 19 exons. Gene Ontology annotation, biological process: vacuolar transport; intracellular protein transport. NCBI's taxonomy places the organism in Eukaryota, Metazoa, Chordata, Aves, Accipitriformes, Accipitridae.
GGGCGGUGAUUCCCCUGAGGCAGCCGCUCCCCUGAGGCAGCCGCGCGGUGCCGUUGCAGAUGAGCAGGGCGAGGGCGGACGAGGAGGAGUACUGGCACAGCUCCAAGUUCCGUGCCUUCACCUUCGACGACGAGGAUGACGAGCUCUCGCAGCUAAAGGAAUCCAAACGGGCUGUGAAUAGCCUUCGGGACAUCGUCGAUGAUGAUGAUGACGACGACCUUGAGAGGGUCAGCUGGAGCGGAGAACCUGUGGGAAGUAUCUCCUGGUCAAUCAAAGAGACAGCAUCCAGCAGCACUAGCUCGCUGGAGGGCCGAGACUCCAGCCUACAGAAGGGCUCUUCCUCCUAUGCUGCUUUUCCCAAACAAGUUUCCUCCUACUCCCUAAGCAGCCUAUUCAAAGGACGAAACAAACUUCCAAGUUUCCAGUCCCUUUCAGACGCCCUCUCUGACACAGGAGUUAAAAACUACACCCCAGAGCUGCGCAGACCGAAAGCUGAAUACAAGGAUUACAGCAGUGAUUGGAGCCCCAAAGAUACAGUCAGGCGAAUGCAGAGAGGCAAGGUCUGCUCUCUAGAGAGAUUUCGCUCCCUGCAGGACAAGCUGGUCCUCUUGGAUGAAGCUGUGGGAGGGCAUGAUGGAAAUGUCAUUACAGCUGUCCUGAUAUUCCUGAAACGGACGCUAAGGAGAGAGAUCUUGUUUCGGGAGCUGGAGGUGCGGCAGGUGGCCUUGUGUCAUCUGAUCCAUUUCCUCAAAGAGACGGGUGAGCAGAAGUUGCUUCUGGAUCUGCUCAGGUUCCUAGACAGGACUGAGGAAGUUGCUCUGUCCCAGUACCAGGAGCAUUUGAACAUCCAGGACGUAGAAAAAAGGAGGGAAUUUCUGAAAGGCUGCAUUGGGCUGCCAUUUUCAGCUGAGGAUACCUCUCACAUCCAAGACCAUUAUACCCUGUUGGAGCGACAGAUCAUCAUUGAGGCCAAUGAUCGGCACUUGGAGACAGCUGGGCAGUCAGAGAUAUUUCGGAAAUAUCCUCGCAAGGCUUCAAUUCUCAACAUGCCAUUAGUGACCACCCUCUUCUAUUCCUGUUUCUACCACUACACAGAGGCUGAGGGAACGUUCAGCAGCCCGACCAACCUGAAGAAAACAUUUAAGAUUCCUGAUAAGCAGUAUGUGCUGACUGCCCUGGCUGCCCGUGCCAAGCUGCGAGCGUGGGAUGAUGUGGAUGCCCUCUUCACCACCAAGAACUGGCUGGGCUACACCAAGAAGAAGGCACCUAUUGGUUUCCACCGAGUGGUAGAGAUCUUGCAGAGGAACAAUGCUCCUGUGCAGGUGCUGCAGGAGUAUGUGCGCCUGGUGGAGGAUGUGGAGACACGGUUGAACCUCGCCACCAAAUACAAGUGCCAUGAUGUUGUCAUUGAGACAUACAGGGAUCUAAAGGAUCGCAUCCAGCUGACAGCAUAUAAAUGCAAGGUGGAGCGAGGCUCUGCAGAAGAAGACAAGAUAAACAGCAUUCUCAACAACAUGCAAAUCCGAUGGAAGAACUGAGCACCUGUGAAGCAGCCUGCUUGGCUGUUGCCAGUGAAAGAGGAAACUGCAAAACCCAGUCCAGUGCCAACAGAGCAACUCUGUUACUACUCAUUGCAUGAUCAACGUUCGUCAGUGACAGUGGGUGCCUGUGUCUUGUGGGACAAUGGCAUUCAGGCUGGUUGAAGGCAGCUGCUCUAAUGUAGCCAGCGAAACCAUGGUACUGAUCCACCAGGGUUGAUUCUUUUUGGAAUCUGAUUCUCUUUGACUUGGCUGUAAGCCAGGCAUCGCUUUUGUUUAUGGAGAGAAGUUGCUGGGCACAGCAAGGUUAUGUUUGCUGUGGGUGGUGCCUGGCCUUAUUCUUGCAAGAGGAACAGGUCAGUCACGCUCAAGGGUCUCCACCAAACAGUGCUGACCAGUCCGUGUAACACUCAAGCUGGCUUGGGCAUCACCAGUCACAGCUGUGGCUAGAGUAAAGCCUACUGGACUGUGUUCUCCCUGCAUCAGAGUGUGUUGGAGGAAAGGACCAGGUGCACCUUAAAGCUCAUUUUUUUUGUUGGUUUGUUCUGGCUUACCCUAGGAAAAGAGGUGUCAUAUGAACUCCUGCAGAGAGCCAGGACAGCAGCCUCUGCCAGUAUCCUUGUGCUGGCACUCUGCAGCUCUUGGAAGAUCCCUUUAUCAGGGAAGAAUAGGCACCUAGUGUGGAGCUGGUCAGAGCCCUGCUGCGUUGGAUGUAGAGCAAGGAGGGACCCCUCUCAGUUGGCACGAACCUGCUGGCUGCAGCAGCUCUUUUCUCCGAGAGUGUUAUGCCAGGAAGGAUUGAAUUGCACUUUCUCAGAAACACAACUCCUCAGGCAACUGCUGGCUUCAUCCUUCCAGACCUCACUUCAAUUCCUUAAAUAAACCUGUCUCUUUCUCCCUGGGCUGUUUAUUUCCUUCCCACACUGAGCACUUUGUCACUCUGUGUGCUAAUCCUGAGCAAUUUAUCACACCUCCCACGAAGUGAGUAUGCAGGGUGUUUUCUCAUGUCCUGAAAAGCACAGUGCAUGUCACCAUGGAGUGCCUUUGCUUGCAACAGUACCUUCUUUCACACCUUCAAUGCCGUCAGCACAGAUGAAUUAAUUUUAAUGUUGUAGGAGAGUUUGUUGCCACACACAAAGGUGAAGGUUGUGUGUAGCGAUGUACCAGUCUGAGGGCAGGUUUGGGUUCCAGCCUCCCUGCUGCACUGUGGACUCUCAAAUU